AUGUCCUUCAGAGAGCCUGAGGGACAGGUUGCAAGGUGGCUGGAGGAGUUGCAGUCUUUCCACUUCAGUGUUGUGCAUCGACCUGGGGCCCAACACAGCAACGCUGAUGCUUUGUCUAGGCGUCCGUGUGCUGUGGCCGGCUGUGGCUACUGUGACCGCAGGGAUGCCAGAGAAAUGGAGCUCAGAGGAGAAGGAGCUGCUCCUGAACAGACAUGCUGUUCGCUGGAGGUUGUGGGGGCUGCAGAUUGGGCCUCUCGGCAGGAGGAAGAUAAGGAACUUAAACCUGUGUGCCACUGGGUUCGGAGUGGGAAGAAACCACCCUGGGAGGAUGUGAUGGGCCUGUCAGGGACUACGAAGGGCCUGUGGAGUAAAUUUAGCACUUUGCGCAUGUUGGAUGGUGUGCUCCAGCGGGCAUGGAAGGAACCCGCCACCGAGGGGGUUAGGUGGCAGGUAGUGGUCCCUAAAAUCCUCAGAGAGGCUGUGUUGGAGGCGUGUCAUGGGGGCACAGGCUCAGGGCAUUUUGGAAGCACCAAGACCCUUCGUCGACUGCGCCAGGGUUUCUACUGGGGUCAGCACCGCCGUGAUGUUGAAGACUUCUGUCGUCGCUGUGAUGAUUGUGCAGCCUAUAAGGGACCCCUUGAUCAAUCACAUGCCCCUCUACAACAACAAGCAGUCGGAGAACCCAUGGAGAGGGUAGCAGUGGACAUCAUGGGCCCCUUCCCUGUGACAGUCAGAGGAAAUAAGUACGUGCUGUGUGCAAUGGAUUACUUCACAAAAUUGCCAGAGGCUUAUGCUCUGCCUGAUUAAGAAGCAGAAACGGUGGCAGACGCUCUGUUGGAGGGGAUGUUUAGCCGGUUUGGUACACCGGACAUCAUCCACAGCGACCAAGGCUGGAACUUUGAGUCCAAGGUUUUUGCAGCCCUGUGUGACCGGUUGAAUGUGCAGAAAACACGCACCACACUAUUACAUCCACUGAGCGACGGCUUAGUCGAACGUUUCAACCGUACUAUGCAGCAGCAGCUAGCCAUCCUUACUGCCAACCACCAGCGUGACUGGGACAGACAUAUUCCCCUU
Molecule: messenger RNA, 1074 nt
Organism: Acanthochromis polyacanthus (spiny chromis)
Lineage: Eukaryota; Metazoa; Chordata; Actinopteri; Pomacentridae
Exons: 1
Coding region: 1-807 (268 amino acids)
Molecular function (GO): nucleic acid binding
Source: RefSeq, a predicted model, not a curated record